AUGGAUAGUGUUAUUACCAUAACGCGUCCUGUAAAGUCAGAUUACGAGUUUGACGACGAGUUUGAGUCUGAAGAUUUCAAAAAGGAAGAAGGAAUUGUUACACCCGGAGAACUAGUAACAGAUGAUCCGGUCUGGAUGAAAGGACACGGGACAUAUUUUGUUGGAGACUCGCUGUAUUCGUCUGUGGCUGGCCAGGUAUCGCGUGUGAACAGGUUACUUUCGGUUGUGCCUCUUAGAGGAAGAUAUGCCCCCGAAACCGGGGACCAUGUUGUAGGAAGAAUCACCGAGGUGGGAUCCAAACGAUGGAAGGUUGACAUUGGAGGGAAACAAGAUGCCAUAUUGAUGUUAGGGUCUGUGAAUCUACCUGGAGGGGUUUUACGUAGAAAGUCGGAACUGGACGAGUUGGCCAUGAGAUCGUUUUUAAAGGAAGGUGACUUAUUGAAUGCUGAAGUUCAAAGUGUAUAUGCCAGUGGAGUCGCCAGUUUGCAUACCAGAUCGCUCAAGUACGGGAAACUCCGGAACGGGAUGUUUACCAAGGUUCCACUGGGGUUAAUUGUCAAGUCAAAGAAUCAUAGUUGGGAUAUGCCUGGAAAUGUCAGUACAAUUGUGGGAGUUAAUGGGUAUAUCUGGCUCUAUCAGACAAAUCCGACAACAGCAGCUCCCAUUGGCCACAUGCUGGGAAAGACCCAGGCAAUGGUUGAAGGUGCUAGCAAGCACACCUCGUAUCAACCUGGCCAAGGUAGUGUCCUGAUCACAAGGUUAGAGGAAGAGUCCAGCUGGGAGAUCUACAGUGAUAAGAACGACAUUAUCAAUUCCCGAGUCAGAAAUAACAUAGCACGGUAUUAUAACGUUCUACAAGCGUUAAGUCAUUCGGAGUUGGGAAUCAACCAAAGUCGGAUGAUUAUGGGCUAUGAAAUCAGUUUAACAUAUGAAGAAGAACCAUCAGACAUGAACGUAAAGGAAUUAAUAUGUCAAGAGAUACUAAGGAUGGAGACCAUGAGAGGAGGCCAAUAA
This is a messenger RNA of Lizanozyma spartinae, 1014 nucleotides long. RefSeq names its product exosome non-catalytic core subunit (gene RRP4). Gene Ontology annotation, cellular component: nuclear exosome (RNase complex); cytoplasmic exosome (RNase complex). The record is from RefSeq and is a predicted model, not a curated record. NCBI's taxonomy places the organism in Eukaryota, Fungi, Ascomycota, Pichiomycetes, Serinales, Debaryomycetaceae. Gene Ontology annotation, biological process: exonucleolytic trimming to generate mature 3'-end of 5.8S rRNA from tricistronic rRNA transcript (SSU-rRNA, 5.8S rRNA, LSU-rRNA); nuclear polyadenylation-dependent rRNA catabolic process; TRAMP-dependent tRNA surveillance pathway. Bases 1 to 1014 code for a protein of 337 amino acids. The transcript has a single exon. Gene Ontology annotation, molecular function: RNA binding.